AUGAACAAUAACACUAAGAGCCACUUGCCACUUGCACUACAGCAAGCUUUCAUGAACCGCAUGAUAUCAAUUGAGCCAUGGGAUUCUAGCCUGAAGAUAGAAAGUCAUGGCUAUCCCAUGAAGCGAAAAACAAGAUCAAUUCUCCUCCUCAUCAUCCUCCUUGUCCGUCUCUUCGAUGUCAUCCCUCGCCUGAAAAACCGACCAAGGCCUAUCGGACGUGCCGCUGGGGGGAAAGGAUGUCAGAGAGAUGGUAAGUGA
This is a messenger RNA of Penicillium samsonianum, 258 nucleotides long. RefSeq lists its product as uncharacterized. NCBI's taxonomy places the organism in Eukaryota, Fungi, Ascomycota, Eurotiomycetes, Eurotiales, Aspergillaceae. The coding region runs from base 1 to 258 and encodes 85 amino acids. The transcript is spliced from 2 exons. The record is from RefSeq and is a predicted model, not a curated record.